AUGAAGGCAGUGCCGCAGGGCAGGAGAGGACCCACCGCCCACCCAUCCGGCAUCAUCGUCUGCUACACCAGCCUGCUCCAGUGCCCCACUACACCAGUGCCAGGUCCCUCGCCAGACGUCUCAGUCAGAGCCUUAGCCGGCGUGUGGGCGAGGAGCUUUGCAGAGAGUGCUUUACGCGGGGAGGCUGCUUUCCUAAAACACCCGGAUGGCAGCGGAGCCCCAUCUAUUUUCUCCACUGACUGUCGCGGCACCUGUCGCCGCCAGUCACACACAGAGGUCGGGGCUUCAGAGACCGGAGAGACGACAGAGACUUCGCCGUGCGUCUGUCGGAACCGGACCACCAUGACACGAGCCCUUCUCGGACUGGCCUCCUUGUUUUUGCUGGUGCUCCUUUCGUCAGAGUGCCUGGGCAGAAAUGAGGAGGAGCGUUUGAUUAACCACUUGAUUAAGGAGCGAGGCUACAACAAGGAGCUCCGUCCCGUCAAGAACCAGAAGGAACCGGUGAAGGUGUACCUGUCCCUCACGCUCUCCAAUCUCAUCUCCCUGAAAGAGGUGGACGAGACGCUGCUGACAAACGUAUGGAUCGAUCAUACUUGGACCGACUACAGGCUGGCAUGGGACAUGGAGGAAUUCGAUAACAUCUCGAUGCUGCGCCUCCCUCCAAGCAUGGUGUGGCUGCCGGAGAUUGUUCUGGAAAACAAUAAUGACGCCCAGUUCCAGGUGGCUUACUACAGCAAUGUCCUGGUUGACCCAGAUGGGCUGGUGUACUGGCUUCCUCCUGCCAUCUUCCGCUCCUCUUGUUCAAUCAACGUCAACUACUUCCCCUUCGACUGGCAGAACUGCACCCUCAAAUUCACCUCUUUGACCUACAAUGCCAAAGAAAUCACUAUGCUCCUAAAGGAGGACGCAAAUGAGACACAUGCAUGGACAGUGGAGUGGAUCAUCAUUGACCCCGCUAGCUGGACAGAGAACGGCGAGUGGGAGAUCAACCACAGGCCGGCCAAGCGAAACAUCCACAAGCACAUUCUCCCGGAGAGCAACAAGCACCAGGACAUAACCUUCUACCUCAUCAUCAAGCGCAAGCCUCUGUUUUACAUCGUCAACAUCAUCAUCCCCUGUGUGCUCAUCUCCUUCCUGGCCUCGCUGGUGUACUACCUGCCCGCUGACAGUGGGGAGAAGAUGACCCUGUCUAUCUCAGUGCUUCUGGCUCAGUCUGUCUUCCUGCUGCUGAUUUCUCAAAGACUGCCAGAAACGUCGAUGUCCAUACCGCUCUUCGUCAAGUAUCUGAUGUUUAUCAUGGUGUUGGUGACAGUGGUGGUGCUCAACUGUGUAGUUGUCCUCAACCUCCACUUCAGGACUCCUAGUACUCAUCUUAUGACGGAGUGGACCAAGGAGUUCUUCCUGGAGCGGUUACCCAACUUCCUGCGCAUGUCCCGCCCUGAAGACUCGGAGCCUCACUGGGACAGGGCGUUGCCACGGCGGUCCAGCUCAGUGGGCUACAUCGCCCAGGCGGAGGAGUACUACAGCGUCAAGUCACGCAGCGAGAUGAUGUUCGAGAAACAGUCGGAAAGACACGGGCUGACCGCCCGGGUUACACCCGCUGCCGCGAUAAAGCCCCAGGUCGAUGGAGAGGCAACAGAGCAGCUGUAUUCUGAGAUCAAGCCAGCUGUUGACGGAGCAAACUACAUCAUCAAACACAUGCACAACAAGAACGACUACAACGAGGAGAAGGACAACUGGAGUGGUAUCGCUCGCACCGUGGACCGUCUGUGUCUCUUCCUGGUCACCCCCGUCAUGACCUUUGGCACCAUCAUCAUCUUCCUCAUGGGCAUCUGCAACCACCCCCCUGCCCUUCCCUUCCAGGGAGACCCCCACGAUUACACUGAAUUCAGCCAGCGCAUGCUACGCCAAACCUGACGAGGACACUCGCACUCUCACACUCAGGCAUGCGGGGUCGCAUGUGUGCCCGCAUGAACGCACAUACAACUGUUGUACAAUCACGUGCACGAGCACACACCUGCACCACACUCACAUGCACACUCGUAGCUUGUACAAGCGCCCCCACACACAUGGUUUAGCCAGGCGCCCAAGCACAGAGACACACACACAUACAUGCACAUAGAGACACAUGUGCCUGUUUGAAACCAGCGCACAACUGAUGUGUGAUCACAUGUACAGGUACACAGACACACAAACACCCACUCAGACGUGCACUUAAGACAGCCAAGAUGCACACGUGUACAAGAGCACACUUCAAGAUACACAAACACCUCAAAUAAAUGUACACUCGCAGCUGCGUGCGCACACACACACACAAUAUACACACACACACACAGGGUCAUAUCCAACUGCCUCUCGUGAAAGCUUGCCGUGUUAUACUUUUGCUGUUUAACAAUGUGUAUUUUUAGAUGCGUGUGUGUUUUUCUCUCUGGACUACAACAGGUGUUGAGACUUAUUAAUGAUUUGUGUAGUGCUGGGAUGUACCUGUGUGUUCUGGCUGAACCCAGCAUAUUUUAUCUAAACGUGGUUAGGAUGGAUUAAGUUGGUUAGGUUAGGAGUGAUUUGUUGUUAAAGACAAACUGAAAUGAA
Molecule: messenger RNA, 2589 nt
Organism: Lampris incognitus (smalleye Pacific opah)
Lineage: Eukaryota; Metazoa; Chordata; Actinopteri; Lampriformes; Lampridae
Gene: chrnd
Product: cholinergic receptor, nicotinic, delta (muscle)
Exons: 13
Coding region: 1-1917 (638 amino acids)
Biological process (GO): signal transduction; nervous system process; chemical synaptic transmission
Cellular component (GO): neuron projection; synapse; postsynaptic membrane
Molecular function (GO): acetylcholine-gated monoatomic cation-selective channel activity; transmembrane signaling receptor activity
Source: RefSeq, a predicted model, not a curated record